CAUAACCGAAGAAGGCAAAACAUGUCUAAAACCCCAAACCUCCGUCGUCGUCGGAGAGAACAAGAAAUGAGAGGGAUCACCGGAGUCGUGAAGAAGGCUCUUGGAGACAUGGAGUUCACUGCCGGCGGUGGAGCCAUCAAUUGGUUCCCCGGCCACAUGGCUGCAGCCACUCGUGCCAUUCGUCAUAGACUGAAGCUCGCGGACAUGGUCAUCGAGGUCAGGGAUUCCCGAAUUCCCUUGUCCUCGGCCAAUCAAGACCUCCAGCCUCAUCUCGCUUCCAAACGCCGCGUCAUUGCCCUCAACAAGAAAGAUUUGGCUAACCCUAAUAUCAUGAAUAAAUGGGUUAACUUUUUUGACUCAUGCAAUCAAGAUUGCGUACCAAUUAACGCUCACAGUAAGAGUUCUGUUCGGAAGCUUCUCGAGCUUGUGGAAUUUAAACUGAAGGAAGCAAUUUCAAGGGAACCUACUCUUCUUGUUAUGGUCGUUGGUGUUCCGAAUGUUGGGAAGUCGGCUUUAAUUAAUUCAAUCCAUCAAAUUGCUUCUGAACGCUUUCCAGUGCAGGAGAAAAGGAAGCGAGCUACUGUUGGUCCCUUGCCUGGGGUUACUCAAGAUAUAGCUGGCUACAAGAUUGCUCAUCAACCUAGCAUAUAUGUUCUAGACACUCCUGGUGUAUUAGUUCCAAGUAUCCAAGAUAUCGAGACAGGGUUAAAACUAGCACUUGCAGGAUCUGUCAAGGAUGCAGUGGUGGGUGAGGAGCGGAUUGCUCAAUAUCUUCUGGCUGUUCUGAAUUCUCGAAGGACUCCUUUCCAUUGGAGGAGACAUUUGAAUAACAGAAGAGUGGAAGGUAUUCGAUAUGAACCAGAGGAAAGGCACAAAUUUAAUCUUAAUGACCUCCAGCCAAAGAGGAGGGCUCCUCCAAAUAAGUCUGAUGUGGUCUAUGUUGAGGGGUCUUCAAAAAAUCAAAGACCAAGACUUUGUGACAUAAUCCCAGCAGGCAGCCACUGAGUCAUUGGGCAGCUGAGCUAAUUUGAAAAGAUUUGGGAAUUGAGUUUUAAGAGCUAAUCUGGUCAAUAGCUCCAAGUGUGGUUGGACUAGCAUUCUCACUCACAGAGGAAGAAGAUAAAAUAGGGAACGUGGUUACCAGAUUCUUUGAAUACAUUGGUACAGGAGUGUUGGAUGUCGUCCCUAGGAUAGCCUCAAUUGCUGCAAUCUGUUGUUGAAGACCUUCCAGUUAUUGCUAAGUUUUUCUAGAUGAGGAAACUUGCAUGAUAGGGUUGAAAUGUGCCGAAAAUUCACCAACCUCAAAUGUUGAGUGAAUUUGAGGACUCUUAUAAUCAAGUUAAUAACUAAGGUCAUUGGGCAUAUAGAUUUAACUGCAGAAGCGGUAGUCGCCGGUCAGAAUUAGGUGGCAGAACACAAAUCGCCACGUGGGGAACACUACAUGCAGCAGAUGAAGAUGAGGGUGGCACGGUUGGGAUGGCCGGCGACGUCUGAACAUGAUGGACCGGCACGUGUAGUUCCUCCAGCGGUGCGUGAACUUCCAACAGCGGUGUGUGAGCGGGUUCUGGCGGCACGGACGACGAAAAUAUCUGCCGAAUUAUGUUUCCCGGCAUUUUUUGAAGGCGGCGGAGCCAUUCGUCCAUGGCAGCAUUGAUUCAAGCAUCGACGACGGCGACACUAAAACUGGCGGUUGUUUCCUCUGUGUGAUUUCCAUCACUGGUCGUGUUUUCUAGGAUGUGUUCAAUGUCCCGCUCUGAUACCAUAUUAAACCACCAAUUCAUUCAAAAGCUUAAGCUAGUAGUUGAAGCCUGAAGGCAAAUUUAAUUAUAUAUCACCAACAGUUACUUCAUUGAGUUUUAGUUUGCUAGAUGGGAUUCAUUAUUUGUGUUUAUUUACACAAACAAAAAAGAGAUUCGAGUGUAGUCACCCAUCAUCACACUUCCGAAAACACAUGGAAUGUGGCAAAACAAGUAUAAUUCAGCAGUUUAGAACUCUCUACUUUCUUUGGGAGGUCGUAGAUAUAGAUUUCUACCCUCGUAUUGGCGUUAAUAUAUUUCACUGAAGAACAGAAAAGGGAUAGCUAUUUUGCGUUGGCUGCUUCAUUUUCUUAACUUUAUUUUUUAUUUGGACGGAGAUGGCGAUGACUGAGUUUUCUUUUCCUAACAUGUUUGGUAUUUCCUUAGGAAAGGCUUCAGAGCGUUCCGGGUGAUGUUUGGUCCUUGUAUGAUUCUUCGCUUCUCUCUACCAGCAUCGGUUCUUGAAAUGAUCUUUUAGGUCUGGAGGCAUUUUUAAAAAAUUUUCCUCCUUCCUUGUAGGUUGUCUUGUUUGGCUGCCUUUCAUGCUUCUCUAAGAAGCACGAACAUAUACACGGCAAAACGCCAAUCUAAAAUACUAAAAUACUAGAACACGGACACAUUUGGGGAUGCUAUUUUUUUAUAUUAUACUUUUAGAAUAUA
Messenger RNA from Cucumis sativus (cucumber), 2456 nucleotides. Its product is annotated as short integuments 2, mitochondrial. Gene Ontology annotation, molecular function: GTP binding; GTPase activity. The transcript has 7 exons. The coding region runs from base 22 to 1005 and encodes 327 amino acids. Gene Ontology annotation, cellular component: mitochondrion. The record is from RefSeq and is a predicted model, not a curated record. Lineage: Eukaryota; Viridiplantae; Streptophyta; Magnoliopsida; Cucurbitales; Cucurbitaceae.